Molecule: messenger RNA, 6375 nt
Organism: Arabis nemorensis
Lineage: Eukaryota; Viridiplantae; Streptophyta; Magnoliopsida; Brassicales; Brassicaceae
Source: the annotation of a GenBank genome assembly
AUGGGUGAAUCGAAUCUUUCACUCGUAUCUUCCCCUGAAAAGUCUCCCCUGAAAAGUCUCCGGUAUAUCAUCUACAAAGUCUCCGGUGUAAUCCACCAUCUCUCUCUCUGUCCUCAUACGAACAAAAAAACUGACGCCGUUGCCGUCGACGAACAGGCCGAUUUGACUAAAAAGGGUUCUCAGCUUGGGAAGCUUGUGCUGAGCUCGGGUCUCUUAGACAUCUCAUGGAGCAAGAUCUCGGAGUUACAUGCAUCAUCAUCAACCAAUCUGAAUAAAGAUCCAGGUCUUGUUUACAAGAUUUUCUAUGAAGCGAACCACACCUUUGUGGUUUUCGUGGCACCACCGAUUCGCAGAAACAGCUAUGAUUCUACUCGUCUUGAUGAGUCACAAGAUCUAAAUCCGUUUCGUUUCUUGUGCUCAGAGAAGUUCUUCUCAUUCUCUGUCUACACUCCUGCUUUCCAGCUAUUUUCCUCUGCCUACGACGAUCUCUAUGGGCUCAAAUCCGAGUUACUCAUGACUAAGAAAAUGGUUAUCAUCACCGGAGCUGCAUUAGGAGGAUCUGUCGCAUCUCUCUUUACACUAUGGCUUCUUGAAGCUAAAGGCCCAAGGCAAAAAAAACCCUUGUGCAUCACAUUUGGCUCGCCUUUAAUCGGAGAUGCUUCUCUGCAGCAUAUUCUAGAGACUUCGAUGAGGGAGUCAUGUUUCCUUCACGUAGUCGAUGCUGCACAAAGUCCCAUCACAGCGGGUUUCGAGCCUUUUGGAACGUUCUUGAUAUGUUUUGAUUCUGAAUGUAUUUGCAUCAAUGACCCCGAAGCUGUCGUGGAAUUGCUAGUCGGUCAUACUACAGAUCGAAUAGACUGGAUAGACUACGGCGAAAUUCUACAGCGCCUGAUUCAUUCCUCAAUGGCGGAUUCAAGACCGAUGAGCAUGAUUGAUGAUGUUUUUGAUCGAAUGGAGGAGCGUACGGCGAAGAAGAAGAUGUUGAAUGCUGACCUGGUUAAGAGAAUAAACGCACUGAAGAUACAAAUGGUGUACAUGGACUACUACAGAAAGUUAGGCAAGAAGAACAAAAUUGGUUAUUACGAUCACUUCAAGACCCAAAUCGAGUUUCCAACAAUGGGCAUUUUCAAUGUUAAAAAUCUAAAAAGAAGUCUAGAUGAAUACUGGAAAUCAGUGGUUGAAGAUGCAGAGGAGAUUAGCAAAACAUGGAUUUUCAAGAGUCAGUUUAUCCACUCUGGGGCCAAUUACAGACGAUUGAUCGAACCGCUCGACAUUGCUGAAUAUUAUCUCAAUGGCGGGAAAGAUUAUCGAACCCUGGGAAGGUCUCACCACUAUGUUAUGCUGGAGAAAUGGUUUGGAAACGUAACGAUGAAACCGAAUAGGGGUGGAGGGAGCGAUUUGAGUGAGCUUUUAACGUUUGAUUCUUGCUUCUGGGCUGAAGUUGAGGAAGCUCUGAUUGUAAUCAAUAUGCUGAAAACACACGCGGGGAUGAAAGACGAGGAGUUAAACUUAUUGGUGGAAAAACUCGUGAGGUUUGAGGAAUACGUGUGGAAUAUGAUAAAAAACCGUGAGGUUUCACCGGAUAUUUUCUUGGAGAGAAGCAGCUUCAUGAAGUGGUGGAAAGAGUACAAAGAGAUCAAAGGAAGUGAUGAGUUUAAUUCUUCAUCUUCACCAUUCACCAAGUUUAUGAACACUGGGAUGUACCAGAGUUAUGGUUUGCCCUCUCCAAACCUGGGGAACGACAUUAGUGGUUCAGCUACAGGACCACCUCCCGGUCCCAGUGAUAGACUGAAGAGCUCCGUUGACAAGGAGGAAGGCCAGAAGGUAGUUCAUUUGAAACUUCAUCUACGUAAUGAUGAGGAAACAACUAAGGCCCUUAACACAAUUGCUAAGAUCUCAGGAGUCUCUUCUGUAGUUGCGGAUGGGUACGAGAGGUUUAGUGUGACUUGGAAUGGGACAAUGGAUCCAGUAGAGCUAGUGAAAGAGCUGAGUAAAUACUGGCCGGCUGAAAUAAUUAGUGUUGGUUCCAGUAAGAAGAUCCAGCGACAGAAGGAAAGUAGUGAGGAAGCACUAAAGGGUUCUCAGCUUGGGAAACUUGUGCUGACCUCGGGUCUCUUACAAAGCUCAUGGAGCAAGAUCUCGGAGAUACAUGCAUCAACAUAUCCGAAUCAAGAUUCAGCUCUAGGAUUCAAGAUCUUCAGAGAAGCGAAAUGCACAUUUGUGGUUUUCGCGACACCACCAAUUUUCAGAAACAGCUCUUUUAACUCUGCUUCUACUCUUCUUCCUAGGACACAAUAUCCAAAUCCGUUUCCUUUCUUGUGCUCCGAACAUAUCUCCUCAUUCUCUGUCCACACACCUGCUUUUGAGCUAUUUACCUCUGCCUAUGAAGACCUCUCCAUUCUCAAAGACGAGUUACUCCAGUCUAAGAAACCAGUGAUCAUCACCGGAGCUGCGUUAGGAGGAUCGGUUGCAUCUCUUUUUACGCUCUGGCUUCUAGAAACAGUCGAUCCACGACAAAAACAUCUCUUAUGCAUCACAUUUGGCUCGCCUUUAAUCGGAGACGCUUCUCUGCAGCAGAUUCUAGAGAAUUCCGUGAGGAAUGCAUGUUUCCUUCACGUGGCUGAUCCUGCACAGACUGCUAUCACGGCGGGUUUCAAGCCCUUUGGAAAAUUCUUGAUCUGUUUUGACUCCGGCUGUAUUUGCAUUGAGGACCCUGAGGCAGUCAUGGAGCUGUUAACCGGUGUUAAUACAGAUCUAGUAGACUACGGUGAAGUUCUACAUCGUCUGGGCCAAUCGGUGUUGUCUAUGGCUGAUCCAAUAUUGAUCCCUGAUGAUGUUAUCGAUCGAAUGGAGGAGCGUGCCAAACAAAAGAAGCUACGGCGUUUUGAUCCGUCUAAGAAACUAAAGGACAUGAGGACAUCGAUGUCAUAUAUAGAGUGGUACAAAAAGAAAAGCAAGGAGGAGAAGAUUGGUUACUACGAUCGGUUCAAGACCCAAACUGUGUCUCCCACUUCAGAGUUUGAUAUUGAUAUCAAGAAGUGCAAGAAAGAGCUAAACGAUUACUGGAAAUCGCUGGUUGAAGAACUAGAGAAGAAGCCUCAGAGUGAUUUAUUGAUUCUCAGCGGACGGUUUCUGUUCUCGGGGAACAAUUACAGACAGUUGGUCGAACCGCUUGAUAUUGCUGAAUAUUACAUCGAAGGAGGGAAAGAGUAUUUGGUUAGAGGAAGGUCUCGCCACUAUGUUAUGCUCCAGAAAUGGUUUCAGGAGGAAUCGCUAAAACCGAUUAGAGAUGAAAGGAGAGAUCUGAGUGAUCUUUUAAUGUUUGAUUCUUGCUUCUGGGCUGAAGUUGAGGAAACUCUGAUUGUAAUCAAUUUGCUGAAAAGACAAGUGGAGAUCAUUGGAGAUGACAAGAGAGAGUUAUUGAUCAGAAAACUCGUAAGGUUUGAGGAAUACGUGUGGAAUAUGAUAAAAAACCGUGAGGUUUCACCGGAUAUUUUCUUGGAGAGAAGCAGCUUCAUGAAGUGGUGGAAAGAGUACAAAGAGAUCAAAAGAAGUGACCCGUUUAAUUCUUCAUCUUCACCAUUCACCGAGUUUAUGAACACAGGGAUGUACCAUUGUUAUGGUUUGUCCUCUCCAAACCUGGGGAACGACAUUAGUGGUUCAGCUACAGGACCACUUCCCGGUCCCAGUGAUAGACCGAAGAGCUCGGUUGACAAGGAAGAGGGCCAGAAGGUAGUUCAUUUGAAACUUCAUUUACGUGAUGAUGAGGAAAAAACUAAGGCCCUUAGCACAAUUGCUAAGAUCUCAGGAGUCUCUUCUGUAGUCGCGGAUGGGUACGAGAGGUUUAGUGUGACUUGGAAUGGGACAAUGGAUCCAGUAGUGCUAGUGAAAGAGCUGAGUAAAUACUGGCCGGCUGAAAUAAUUAGUGUUGGCCCCAGUAAGAAGUUCGAGCGAAAGAAAGAAAGUAGCGAAGAGCGACCAAAUAAGCAAAUUGAAUUGAGUGUUAAAACCCAAAAAAUCAAGGAUGAAGAGAGUGUUUUGUCUAGUGACUCGGGUUCAGGGUCCAUCAUCGCAACCGAUACAGGUAUAUUAGUCUUUUCGUGCAAUGGCAACGAUGUGGACGAGACACUUUUCAUCGAAGCCAUCUUAAACGGGUUGCACAGACGAGAGGUCACACCUUUGAAAUAUAAUUUAUCCGGGAGAGAGAGCCUGGACCCGGAGAUGCUUUACAGUAGUGUUGGUAUCAUGGUACUUUCAAAUAGUUUUGCUCGUAGUAGUCAGUCCUUGGAUCAUCUGGUGGCAAUCAUGGAACACUGGAAGGCAAAACACCUUGUAAUUAUUCCUGUAUAUAUUAAGGUAACACCUUCGGACAUUUGUCGGUUGGAAGACUGGGUUGAAGCAUCAGUACAGCUGCAGUAUUUAAAUUCCGUUCAGAAAUGGAAGGCGGCUAUGAUUGAGUUGGCGUCCAUCGAUGGACAUCAAUGGGCAGAGCGGACUCAGUUUACGCUUGCUGAGGAAGUUGCAAGAGAUGCAUGGCUAUAUUUAAAAAAUUGUAAGAAUGUGGUGAGAAUCUUAGCAUUGUUAAAACACUCUCAGCCUUCAGACGCUGAGAUUGUGGGAAUCUGGGGUAUGGCAGGAAUAGGUAAGACAUCCAUUGCUAGAGAAAUAUUUGGAAUUCUAGCUCCAGAAUAUCAUUCGACCUGCAUUCUGGAAGACUUUUAUCUAUUGUGUCAAAAAAAAGGACUGAGACAAAUGCGUGAUGAUUUCUUCUCAAAAGUAUUUGGAGAAGAAAACCUAAGUUCGUGUGAUAUAAAACCAAGUUUCAUGAGAGAGUGGUUCCUCAACAAAAAGAUUCUCGUUGUUCUUGACGGCGUGAGUAAUGCUAGAGAUGCAGAAUACGUAGUUGGAGGGUUUGGCUGGUUUUCUCGUGGACACAGAAUCAUCUUAACCUCUAGGAGAAAACAAGUUCUUGUUCAGUGUAAGGCUGAAGAGCCAUAUGAGAUCAACAAAUUAUGCGAGUUUGAAUCUAUCCGUCUCUGCAAACAAUUUUUUAAUGGAGGAAAAAGUGGGAUCAUCUCAGAGCUUAUUUACUGCAGUAGUGGUAUUCCAUUGGCUCUUGAAGUUUUGGGUUCCUCUGUAUCAAAAGAGCAGCAUAUAAAAAACAUGAAGCUACAUCUCCAAAGCUUGCGGAUAAAACCUCCAAUUCAGAUGCAAGAAGCAUUUGAGAGAAGCUUUGAUGGACUAGAUGAAAACGAGAAGAACAUAUUUUUGGAUCUUGCAUGUUUUUUCGGAGGGGAAAACAAAGAUUAUGUGGUGCAAUUACUUGAUGCUUGCGGGUUAUUUACAUCUUCGGGAAUCUAUAGUCUCAUUGACGAGUCUCUUAUUAGUCUUCUGGAUGAUAAGAUAGAGAUCCCUAUUCCUUUUCAAGACAUGGGUCGAUUUAUUGUUCAGAAAAAAGAUGAUAAUCCAUGCGAACGUAGUAGAUUAUGGGACUCUAAAGACAUCAUUGCUGUAUUGACAAAAAAUUCAGGAACAGAAGCAAUCGAGGGCAUCUUCCUGGAUACGUCUGACUUGACCUGUGACUUGAGUCCUACUGUGUUUUGUGAGAUGGACAGACUUAGAUUGCUGAAAUUCUAUCGUUCCACCUCUGGGAAGGAGUGCAAGCUAAAUCUACCACCUCAAGGCCUAGAAAUUUUGCCUGAUGAGCUACGGCUACUUCACUGGGAGCAUUACUCUUUCAAAUACUUACCUCAGAAAUUUGAUCCGGAGAACCUUGUAGAGAUAAACAUGCCUUAUAGCGACAUGGAGAAGUUAUGGGAAGGGAAGAAAAAUCUCGAGAAGCUAAAGAAAAUCAAAUUGAGUCACUCCAGCAAAUUAACUGAUAUCCUGGUGCUAUCAGAGGCCCUCAACCUUGAACAUAUCGAUCUCGAGGGAUGUACUAGUCUUGUUGACAUUAGCACAUCUAUUCCUCGUUGUGGGAAGCUUAUUUCCAUGAAUAUGAAAGACUGUUCUCAUCUGCGAAGUCUCCCUGCCAUGGUUGAUUUGACUUAUCUGAAGCUUCUUAAUCUGUCUGGCUGCUCAGAUCUCAAGGAGAUUCAGGAUUGUGCACCAAACUUGAAAGAGUUAUUUCUAGCUGAGAGUGGCAUAACAAAGCUUCCAUUGUCAAUUGCUAAUCUCACUGAACUUGUUACGCUAGAUCUGAAAAACUGCACAAGGCUUCAGCAACUGCCAUCCAGAAUAAGAAAGUUGAGAUCUAAAAUUGACCUGAAUACCUCUGGCUGCACAAGUCUUCCGAGCUUUCCAGAAUUCAAGGCAUCAGUGAUGAUGCUUGAAGACUUCCUUACCCAACAAGGCAUUUCUGUAUAUAUUUUUUAG